AUGUCUGCCUUGAAGAAGUCGUUCAUCAAGCGCAAGCUUGCUAAGAAGCAGAAGCAAAAUCGCCCAAUGCCACAGUGGGUCCGCAUGAAGACCGGAAACACCAUGAAGUACAACGCCAAGAGACGUCACUGGAGACGCACCAAGCUGAAGCUCUAA
This is a messenger RNA of Caenorhabditis briggsae, 156 nucleotides long. RefSeq names its product Protein CBR-RPL-39 (gene Cbr-rpl-39). Gene Ontology annotation, molecular function: structural constituent of ribosome. The transcript is spliced from 2 exons. The record is from RefSeq and is a predicted model, not a curated record. NCBI's taxonomy places the organism in Eukaryota, Metazoa, Nematoda, Chromadorea, Rhabditida, Rhabditidae. The coding region runs from base 1 to 156 and encodes 51 amino acids. Gene Ontology annotation, biological process: translation. Gene Ontology annotation, cellular component: cytosolic large ribosomal subunit; ribosome.